Molecule: messenger RNA, 1629 nt
Organism: Aspergillus luchuensis
Lineage: Eukaryota; Fungi; Ascomycota; Eurotiomycetes; Eurotiales; Aspergillaceae
Exons: 1
Coding region: 1-1629 (542 amino acids)
Biological process (GO): peroxisome inheritance
Cellular component (GO): extrinsic component of intraperoxisomal membrane
Source: RefSeq, a predicted model, not a curated record
AUGUCUGAUACCUCGGAUGCGCCACUACCCCAGACCCAAUCCCUUCGCCGGUCUGCGACUCUUCCUUCCAAACUGAUUACCAGACCCCGGCGACAAUCCGAGUCGCUGAGGCCCUCGGAGAACGAUCUCUUCUACCACCCUUCUGCCAAAGUCGUCCAUUUUGCCCCUAGAGCGCUCGCCCCAAUCCCCUCCAGUACUGCGCCCUCCGACUUCGACUAUCCUGUUGAUACUGUUGAGACACUUCCUUGGAGGUCCCCUACUGAACGAACGGUCGCUCUCGGCCCGCUUCGCCUGGAGAAUGUCCACGGCCUUACUGUCUUCCUCAAGUGCGGCAAUGUCGUCCAUGCCAUCCUCAAGAACUCGCAAUGUUGGUGUGUCGACGGCGAGUCAACCUUUGUCUUGCGCAUUCGCCCUCUGACGUACUAUCGCAUCGAACUCCCCGCCGACACCGACCACAACAAGGUCUUAGUCACGGAGAUGAAAAAUGUUCUGCCCAGGGUUCUCCGUUACGAAAUGACACCAUGCCCCUUCAAGAGAGGUUUCACUGUUGAGAUACCAGAGGAGGCUAAGGCGCCCAGGAGGAAGAGAGCAUGGCGACCCAAAGGUCGUCGCGAAAGUGCCCCAAUCAGUUCAGUCUACUACCACGGACUGUCCAAGUCGAAGGAGGACCUCACAAAAGACCCAGUCAGUGCCGGGGAAGAUACGGAUGGCGAGGCGACGGAUGACAGCGGCUUUUCGACCAAGGCCAGUAACAGUGCCAGUAACAGUACUAUCUUGGAGACUAUUCCGGAUGACAAUGAAACUCCGGAAGCACCUCAGACAUUCGAACAGGUGGAUUCACCCAAGCGCCCAGACCCAGAACCCGAACAGAAUUUCCAGACCUUGCUGGCAAGGUUUGAAGACAAACCCAAACAACAGGUUGAUCCUGAAACAACGUUUUCAUCGAGCGUUGAAUCCUUCCACUCCCUUGGACCAUCGUUAUCUACAUUACCCGAACUUGACGCCUGCUCUACGCCUACAUCGACCGAGGGCACUGAGCAGUUCCAAUCUGACCACAGUGACACUCAUUCGCCGCCUGAAGAACAGCCCUUCCAAGAAACAGAGCGCUCGAGAGACAGACUAUCAGUGUAUGUUGACUGCUGGGAUGACUUGUCGUCCGCAUCGCACGAUAUGCCUGGAGCCUUCCACGAGCGCGAAAUCAAGCCGAUUCCGACCAAAGUCCCUGACGUUCAACGUCCAGUCGCACCCCGCACCGGAAGUACCGACUCGAACCCCAACCUCAGCAGCAUGAGCAUCGAAUUCCGCCGACGCUCCAAAGCAUCCCUUGAGCGCGAAGUGUCCCCUAUGCCACCUGCAUCGUCUUUGGCAGUUGCAAGACCCGAGAAACAUGAUGCGGCGUCGCUUAUUCAUAAAACCGCCACACUUGUCCUGGUUCCCCCGAUCCAGCUACUUGUUGUUCUCAUCCACAUCGCCGCGCGCAUUGUCAUCGGCCCAGCCUUGGAAUCCGCGAUGGGGGAACUGAACCGGAAGAUUGAGUACGAGGUUGACCAUGCCCAGGACACUGUGGAUGACUUCGAUUUGCCUCUCCCUGACCGAUCCGGGGUGUCUGCGGAUGAGAACUCCAACUGA